Messenger RNA from Chara braunii, 1055 nucleotides. Lineage: Eukaryota; Viridiplantae; Streptophyta; Charophyceae; Charales; Characeae. The record is from the annotation of a GenBank genome assembly.
GCUGACUUGGAGCCCGCAGUUYGUGACCUCAUCCGAGAGUACCACGACGUUUUCCCAUCGUCGUUCUCGUACGCCGGCAUCCCACCGAUGCGUGACGUCGAGCACUCCAUUCAGCUCGUGCUUGAAUAUCGUGUUCACCACCAGGCACCCUACAGACUCUCGAUCCCCGAGGCCACCGAACUCAAGCGCCAGCUUGAGGAGCUCCUGAGACUGGGUUUCAUUAAACCUAGCAACUCCCCGUGGGGUGCACCCGUCCUCUUUGCUCGCAAAGCGGAUGGAACUCUUCGUCUCUGCAUGGACUACCGCGGCCUUAACCGCUACACGGUUAAGAACAGCUACCCCAUGCCUCGUUCCGAUGAGCUGUUCGACCGCCUAGCAGGCAACCGCUUCUUUACGAAGAUUGAUCUUCGUAGCGGUUACCAUCAGAUCCGCAUCGCUGCAACCGACCAGCCGAAGACCGCGUUCCGCUCGCGAUUCGGCCACUACGAGUUCACGGUGAUGCCAUUCGGCCUCACCAACGCACCCGCUACCUUCCAGAGGGCGAUGAACGACAUCUUCCGGGACAUCCUGGAACAGUACGUUCUCGUCUACCUUGACGAUAUCCUGGUCUAUAGUCGUACCCUUGAGGAGCACCUCAGACACCUCCGCGACGUCCUUGACCGCUUGCGCARACAUGGCUUCUACGCCAAGCUUAGCAAGUGCCGCUUUGCCCAGCACAAAGUGGAUUUCUUAGGACACUACGUGUCUGACCAGGGUCUGCACAUGGACGACGCGAAGAUCACUGCUAUUGCGGAGUGGCCCGCUCCCACAUCUGCUAAGCAGCUUCGCAGCUUCCUAGGCCUGACAGCUACUAUAGUAACUUCAUCCGGGGAUACGCUAGGUAUUCCUACGUCCUUACCUCCACCCUCCUCCGGAAGAACCCACCCUGGGCUUGGACACCCCUCCACGAGGACGCCUUCCGCGCCCUCAAGAAGGCGGUGACAUGCGCACAGGUUCUUCACCUACCCGAUUUUGACCGCCCUUUUAUCCUUACCACCGACGCGUCAGACUCUGCU